GCUUUGCAAUCAAUUCAAUCAUCAUAUUUUCUAUUCUUUCAAGAUUUCCGGAUGGAAACGUGACCUGUGGCUACUUAUACUUUGCGCUGUGACCUGGUUUAACUCAUUAAAGCCCAAAAGCCAGAGCCAACUGGACUUCCAUCUCUUCCAACCUGAGACCGCCUUAAGUUACAUGUGGGUACAGGUGAGGUAGGUGCCUAGAGUGUCCACCUGCCACCUGCGACACCUCACUUCAGUAAAGGAGAGCAGGUUACAGACAGACAAAAACACAUAUUCAUUGCAUCAUGGAAUUUCCCCGAAAAAGCAAUGGACGCCUUUCUCACAAGACUUGGCGCGCAAGCCAUGAACAUGGCCAUUCGGUCUGGCAUAGCUUUGACAUCAACUUAUGCAGUUCAGCAGUGUGCUCGGCUUCUCAAAACAGUUGAUGACAAGUCGAUCCGCACAGAGCUGAGGUUGUUGCAGCAGGAACUCAAUGAGAGGAUCAAAAUAAUCUCACCCGCCAUUGACUUGAUCGAGUUCAAGGCUGGGAGAGGCAACGUCUUCCUCGAGAAUGCUGUUCCCCUAGCAAAAGGUCUUCGGCGAAGCAUUGUUGCCCUGGGUAAACGACUUGAAGAUGUUGCCUGCGCCGAGGAAGAGGCCCAACAGCACGCCCGUGAGGCCAGGGCAAGGCCACGGACGCCGGAGUCCCAGGCAGCGGAGCUACGCAGCAUAAUCUGCGAGAUGAAAACUCUUCUUGGUCGUAUCGAACGUGACGCUCACAUGCUUCAGUUCGCCAUCAGCGCAUCCGGCGAGAAUUUGUCAACUUCGUUGCCCCCUGGUGUUUCGCCCUCUCGCCUGAUGCAGGCUAGCACUUUUUUGAGCAUAGGGGACACACAGUUUGCCAGUGAUCCAUAUGGGCCGGUUCAAAUAGGGCCUUCAUUCACUCUCUCGCUCUAUCUGCUGUUCAUGGGCCAUAGCAAGACCGAGACGCGGGCAAGGCCUGCACAGGGCAAUGCGUUAACAACUAUAAAUUCCGGCAAUCCUGUCAAUAACUCCACUGAUCAGGUAGAUUCGCCUUAUGGCUUUCAAGAAGGCGAGCGAAAACCAUUGUGGCAGGAGGUUGUGCACAAAGCUCGCGUUAGGCUUUGUCGUGUCCCCCCUGACUGGAAGUUUGAUCGCGAGAGGGGCUAUAUUCCACUGCCGUUGCCUCAGUCACCGAACAGAGAUCAACGUGCGCAUUCUAGCUAUUCCUACACGGCCAAAAAUGAAUUCUCGUAUCACCUGGAGAUAAUUGAAGACUUAGACGAUGGCCGUCUCCAUGACGGCGAGGGCAGCUUCUUUGACGAUAUUCCAAUGGCAGGAAUAAGAGAGUCUAUACCAGUCCACCACCUUUCCAAAAUCUUCUACACUAACACGGGUAGAAUCUUGAAUAUUGGACAGGAACUGGCACCUGACAACAGCCCGGCCUUGCUACUGAAACGAGACUCAACGGCACCCACUCCGAAACAGGUCAUUGACGAUAUCCUACAAAGUAUGGAGGAGGCGGUAACGGGCGCGGACGAGUCCGACUUUCAGAACGAAGCGCUGAUGGACUCGCAAGCGGAGCUGGACUUGCAGAUUCUUAGGGAGAGUAGCGAGUCGCCCUCCGAGGAAGCACCAAGUCCACAUGACCAGCGACGACCGGCCUCGUGCCCGGUCCCUAAAAGCUCUCACAGUUUUCCGAAACACCUCGACCCGGAGUGGAUAGCCCUGGAAGUUUUUGCAGAGAUCGAGGACGAGAGCAACUACUCCACAGAGGAUGGAUCGAGCGACGACGACCCAGACUCGAGCAUGAGCACAGCCAAGAGCAGGUCCGACGUCAAGGGCAAACGCUCUUCCCUUGACACGAAACUCAUGCAACAAAUCAGAGACAUCUCUUUGCGCUCCGGCACGACGCCGCCACCGCACAGCGGUCGGGAGUCCAGGAAGACGGUCAGCCCAGAGUCGUUCGCGACCAGGUCGCCCUUUGGCUCCAUCACGUCGUCGCUCUCGCUGCUCGAGAUGAUCAUCCGCCUGGCCAGCCUCCAGGAAUUCCAGCAGACAUCCCACCUGUCGAUCCCCGACCAUAUUCUCACUUUCUUUCUGGAGGAGACGGCCACCACGGGUCUUUCGGGCGAGGACAGGUGGAAGGCCAGGAGCGAGGCCAAGAAGAAGGUUGGCUUUGAUCCAUACCAUGAUGCGGAAAGCUAGACUAUGCUGGAAUCUUUGCAUUGUAAACAAGAUAUAAGCUUAGCGUAAAUAUUGGACCACCCGUGUAGGGUUGCAUAUGAUGUUAUUUGUCCCACA
Molecule: messenger RNA, 2304 nt
Organism: Pyricularia oryzae 70-15
Lineage: Eukaryota; Fungi; Ascomycota; Sordariomycetes; Magnaporthales; Pyriculariaceae
Product: RanGTP-binding protein
Exons: 3
Coding region: 307-2208 (633 amino acids)
Cellular component (GO): nucleus; cytoplasm
Molecular function (GO): GTPase regulator activity
Source: RefSeq, a predicted model, not a curated record